This is a messenger RNA of Glycine soja, 2925 nucleotides long. RefSeq lists its product as uncharacterized. Lineage: Eukaryota; Viridiplantae; Streptophyta; Magnoliopsida; Fabales; Fabaceae. The record is from RefSeq and is a predicted model, not a curated record. The transcript is spliced from 2 exons. Bases 484 to 2601 code for a protein of 705 amino acids.
AACCACCUCAGUAAUAACAGCGUUUACUUGCUCUGAAAAUUAUCAUCAUUUUAUUUAUAAUAAUUCCUAUUUUUAUUUUGGUGCCUUCUCUUUCUGAUCGGCGAUUGUCGGAAGCUCCUAUUCAUCGCCGCCACCUUGCUCCGAAUCGGACCCACUUCGGAUCCGAGAGCCACCCGAAUCCUUUGUUCCCAGCUUUUGUUUUUCUAUAACAAAGCCUUCACCUUUACCAUUUACCACACACACACCACUCUGUCCAUACAAAUCGGGUUCUGUGUUUUCCUGUUUUUAGCGAAGCGAGAUUCACACCUAAUUUUGCUUCAUCUCGUAACUACACGUGGCGAUCUGGCUCUUCUUCAACACCCCAUUAUCGUCUCCAAUCUCACAGACAUGUAAACGAGGUUAUAUAUGAUAUUGGAAAAGAUGUUGGGCUGGGCGUAGUUUCUGUUUCAAGAGUUCAGUUGUGAAGUGAUUUUUUGUUCCUACAUGGAAGCAAACAAGGAGGAAGCACUUAAAGCGAUAGAGAUUGCUGAAAAGCGAUUUGCUCUGAGAGACUUUGCCGGUGCAAAAAACUAUGCUGUAAAGGCUAAAACACUCUGUCCAGGAUUGGAGGGUAUAUCUCAAAUGGUGGCCACAUUUGAAGUUUACGUUGCUUCUGAGGUCAAACAUAAUGGUGAUCUAGAUUACUAUUCGAUUCUUGGAUUAAAACCUUUUGCAGAUAAGGAGGCUGUGAAGAAACAGUACAAGAAGUUGGCAGUGUUGCUUCACCCAGAUAAGAACAAAUGUGUGGGAGCUGAUGAGGCAUUUAAGCUUGUUUCUGAGGCUUGGACUUGGCUAUCAGAUAGUGCUAUGCGCAGUUCUUAUGAUCUCAAGAGAAAUGUGCAGCUGGGUGGGGCUAACCAGACAAAUUUGUCUCCUGCCCAUGCUACAGGGACUGCAGGUUAUACCAAAUGUUCCAAUUUGCCAACCCCUUGUGGUAGGCUUGACACCUUUUGGACAAUCUGCACCUCUUGUAAGGUUCAGUAUGAGUAUCUGCGCAAGUAUGUGAAUAAAAGACUCUCUUGUAAGAACUGUCGUGGCACUUUUGUUGCUGUUGAAACUGGGGCGGCCCCAGCAAAUGGUUCGUUUCCAUAUUGUCCUUGGUCAUAUGUGGCAGGAAAUGGGUAUGGAAGUCAUUCAUUUGAUGGAGUUACAUAUGUUCCAACUAGUGCCCCCUAUUUCAAUGGGAAUGGGGUCACAGGGUACCAUUCUGGACAUGGUUAUGAGUACGUUCCAAAUGUUUCAUUUCAGUGGGGCUCUGCUGGAGUUGUCAACCAAAAUGGAUCAACUACCUUACCUGCUGAUUCUGUUCAUCGGGCCAAUGGAAAUGUGAAGAGGGGAAGGCCAAAAGUCAAGUUGGGAGCUGAUAAGAGGCAUCACGUGAUAGAGACUAUGGUCAAUACAAAUUCAGAUGUACCAUUCUCCUGUAGUGAACCACAGGAAGAUAAACUAAGUAGACCUGACAAGAAACAGAAAGUUGUUGUGGGAGCCAGUUUCAGAAAUGGCUAUGAAGAAAAGGGUUCAAAAUGUGCUUCAGAGUUGAUAGUGGCUAACGGAAAUGAUAGCAUGGGACAUGGCCAAAAGCCUUCCUGCACAGUCGAAGUUCAAACCAAACAGUGUUCCAUGGCACCAGCAUUUGACGCAAGAAAAUUAUUGAUUGAGAAAGCCAGGAAAGAAAUCAGGAAGAAACUGGAGGAGAUGAAGUUGUCGUCUGCAGCAGCAGCUGCUGCAGCUCUGAAUGAGAAAGAAAAAUCACAAGCUGAAGUUGGUAAAGUAAAAAGAGAGACAUGUAGAAAAGCAGCUCCGAAUGUUUCUGGUCUACAAUUAGAGAAUGGGAAAACUGGUCCAGUCUCAAUUACUGUCCCAGAUUCUGACUUUCAUGACUUUGACAAAGAUAGGUCAGAGGAAUGCUUCAGGCCAAAGCAAAUAUGGGCCUUGUAUGAUGAGGAAGAUGGAAUGCCACGGUUGUAUUGUAUGAUCCGUGAGGUUGUGUCUGUCAAUCCAUUUAAGAUUCACAUCAGUUACUUGAGUUCCAAAACUGAUAGUGAGUUUGGCUCAGUAAACUGGCUUGAUUCAGGUUUUACCAAAUCUUGUGGAAAUUUCAGGGCUUUCAAUUCAGAUGCUGUUGAUCAAGUUAACAUAUUUUCUCAUGUUCUAAAUAAGGAGAAGGCUGGUCGAGGUGGUUGUGUCCGAAUAUAUCCUAGAAGUGGAGAUAUUUGGGCUGUGUAUCGAAAUUGGUCGCCAGAUUGGAGCAGAUCUACUCCAGAUGAAGUGAGGCAUCAGUAUGAAAUGGUUGAGGUGCUGGAUGAUUACUCUGAGGAACUUGGUGUUUGUGUUAGUCCUCUUAUUAAGUUGGCUGGAUUUAAAACGGUAUAUCAGAGUAAUACAGACAAGAGUACCAUAAAAUGGAUACCCAGAAGAGAGAUGUUGCGCUUUUCACAUCAAGUGCCUUCUUGGUUACUGAAGGGGGAAGCUAGCAAUUUGCCUGAAAGGUGUUGGGACCUUGAUCCGGCUGCAACUCCAGAUGAGCUUCUUCAUGCUGCUACAGAACCAAAUGCUUUGUAGGUUUAUGCAAUAGUGAAACAAUUAUUUGGGUUAUGCUUUAGCAUUCUUCCCAGAGUAUUUUAGAUUUAACUGUACACUAUGUCUCACUUGGUUAGAGACCAAUGAGAUAUUAACAACGGAUGUUUUAGAAGGUGAAAUUUUAUUUUGUAACAUUUGUCUAGUAGACUUUAAGAUCUAGUGAUUGCUUGUUCGGUAAAGUUUCUUCUCUGUAACUCGUGAUAGAGGUCAGGACAGAUUGUCUGCUUGUAACUCUAUUUCCGACCAGUUUUUACUGGUUGGUAAAGAAUUCAUUCAAUUAAAGGCUGAAAUCAAUUUUAAAUCCAA